Paramuricea clavata is the source of this 3715-nucleotide messenger RNA. The record is from the annotation of a GenBank genome assembly. NCBI's taxonomy places the organism in Eukaryota, Metazoa, Cnidaria, Anthozoa, Malacalcyonacea, Plexauridae.
AUGAGUUCAUUAAAUAUAAUACAAAACAUAAUCCGAAGAUAAGCAUCUUGAAACCCAAAAUAUGAGUUAUGAUGAUUUUGUAAUAAAAUCGAAAUAUUACUCACUCACUUUCUUGUUUGACUCAUAUUUUGGGUUUCAAGAUGCUUAUCUUCGGAUUAUGUUUUGUAUUAUAUUUUUCGAAAUUGUCGGCUGGUAUUGGUUUUUAUGAGUUCAUUGGCGAAGUAAUUUUAAAAAUAAACGUUGUCUAAGCCGAGAAAAUCAAAGUUAAAGUUUAUGUAAAUCAACAUGAAUCUGUAUCACAUAUAUAGAUACGACACGCUUAUGAUUUUUCUUUGUGUUUUCUUCAUGAAUUAUUAAUCAGUUUUUUAAGUUUAAUUACUCCUCCAUCUUUCGCUUUUGGAUAUAAACCCUCCUUCAUGCCUGACAUAUUUUUUGGUUAUCUGCAUCCUUCACUUAGUUCACUAAAAUCAAAAUUUUCUGUUCCAGCUUGCUCAGAAAAUAUUCAAUCUUUCAUAACUGGAGUUAUCUUUGACAUGUAAAAUCACCAGGCAGUACCCUCAGUAAAAAACUUAGCUUUACCUACCUCGAUUUAUUUUUCUAAGGCGCUCGAUUAUGUAAAUUUUCGGCGAAUAAUCAAUAUAUAAAUUUUCUUUGCGUUUCCUCGACGAAAACCCGGCAUGAACAUGCUCGUCGGAAACUCGGUAUUUGUCGUAUUUUACGAAUCUGCAACGUGCUGGUACGCUCACUGCUCACCGAACACGACACGAAAUUUAGAGCUAUAUGAAAGUUGCAUGCCAUAUAUCGCAUGCAACAAAAAUGCGGCAGCUUCUAAACUGAAAAUGUCUUAGCUGAUGGUUCCAAAAAAUGUUCUGCGGACAACAACAAUGGGAAUAUCAGCAUGGUUUAUCGUUGAACAAUCAGACGUCGCCAUUUCCAAGAUGCAGCUUUUAUGACGAGUAACGAUUGUGGAAUUCCUGGAUUUUUUAAAGGAAACUAUGACCGGUUAUUUCAAGUCAGAGGUAGCAUUCGUUGUCUGUUCGGAAAUACAAUUUAUCAAACAAUCAUUGCAGUACAAUCAGCGCCGCACAGAGAAAUUCGGGGGCCCGGAGCAAAUUUUUAAUUCGGGAUUUUUCCCCAAAAAAGUUGUCGAGGGGGGAGGGUUAAAAAUUUUUGCCGAACGACAUAUCAAAUAAAAAAAGGUUGAAAAUUUUUUUUUUCCAGACAAACACCAGUAAAAUUAAGGUUCAAAAAUAUUUCUCCGGACAAAUACCUGUAAAAUCACGGAUAAAACACAUUUUUUCGGACCAAUAGCAGUAAAAUUAGGGUCUAGAAGAUUUUCUCAUAUCAUUACUUAUACAAGUGAUUUUUUUUAAUUACACCUUUUGGGGCCCCCCUUUUUGCAAAUGUUGCAUGGGUCCCCAUUUAACUGUGGCGCCGGGGCAAAUUACCCCAUCCCCCCCCCCCACCACUUCUGGGCGGCCUUGAGUAAAAUACUUAUUAUUUUCAUAUUUUAUUCAUGUAUUUCAGCACCUCAAACAACAACGAGACCUCCUGCACAAGUCACCGGUAAGUUUUAUAUUAAUCUUUCAAUUUUCUUUAUUUGUUUCGUGGAAAAGACUACGUUUUGCAUCUUUGCGCACGAAUUACCCUCACAUGCACUACGAGUAUUAGAGAGUUUUAAUUUACACAUGCAUGCAUUUUUUGCUGCAAUUUUAGCGCGAUUUUGCGAUCUUUACAAAUUAGCCCUCUUGUGCUCGAAUUUGUUUCCAUACUUCUUCUUUCAUUGGCCGUUGCCGAGUGAGAUUGACGUAUUACAUACGAGUUUCAAUUCAAAUACCUAUGAAACGUUUGUCGCAAGCUAUACUCCUGCAAUUGAAAAAAAAUAUUUUUGCCUGUUUCUAUACUUGCACAUAUGGCAUAGCAUCAUGCCUGGCCCAAAGAGUUGCCCGAAGAGCAGGCUGCAGUACUACAGUAGUUAAAAAUGUUCCUUGAGAAUAUCCUGUGCAGAAUGAAAGCCCCCAAAACAACAACAACAACAACAACAACAACAACAACAACAACAACAACAACAACAACAACAACAACAACAACAACAACAACAACAACAACAACAACAACAACAACAACAACAACAACAACAACAACAACAACAACAACAUCAACAACAAUAAUUAAAAAUAGCUGUCCCUAACGAUCCCCAAAUGCACGAUAUGAACUACUGUAUUUGAGUUAGGAUUGAACGUUGGGGCUAGAAUAGGAAUAGACGUAGAGUUAGCGAAAGGUCACAAGAGUAAGCAUGAUGCCAUAGUUAAUACUAGGAUUAAAUGUCAAAUGAGAUUGUUAAUUUAGAAUUGCUCUGUUAAUUUUGAGGUACAAGUACAACAUCAUCAAAUUUGUUCCAAAUUCAAAGUUCAGGCUAUAAUAAAUGCCUGACAGCGAGUUAUGUAAGCCGACGUGGGGUUUACAGAAGAACAUUCAAUGGAAAACGAUACGUGUACUCUUACCAUUAUGUAGUCGCAACUAGUGUAGCGCUAUCAUUGAGCGGCUGCUACAUCUCCAAACAGCAGAGCUGGCGCUGGACAUCAGAUGGACGUCUUCAGUCAGAUUUAAAUCAACAAUGUCUUGCCGUGACCCGUGAUAACGCAGACCACUGGUAUCCACGUAAAAUAUACGGAGCAUCACUGCAACCUUGCAAUUCUACUACGAGCGAUCAAGGUUGGGUCUGUAAUGGUGGUUUUUUAAAACUGAAGAACAAGAAUUUGUACCUUAUACCAUACAUAUACACUGGCAACCCAGAUAUUGGUGGUAUUGUAAUAAGAUCUAGUGUGACCAACAGCUGCCUGUGGGCACGCUAUGGUACUUCGAAAUCACUCUGUGGAAAUGGUAUGUUGGUCUAUAUGUAUAAUACAUAAUGUUUGUGUACUAAGAUAUCCUAAACAUAAUGUUGGCUCUCAUUAUCACCAGCAGCUGAUAUUAUCAAUCAGAACUGACUGAUGAGCUAGCUGAGCCAUAUCUUUGGUUCGAUUUUGUUCAACUAAAUUACUCAAAAGUACCACCGUAGCAAAACGGCUGGUGCUUCCUUUCGCCCGAAGAAAAAUGUCAUAUUUUUAUGCAAAUGCAUUCAGAAAUGUACGGGACUAUAUUCUUGCGCUUGUUGCUAUCAAAGUAGGAAACAAUUAUUAGCCAAGCUCUGCAUAGUUUAUCGUAGAACAAUCAGAUGUUACCAUUCUUAAGAUGUAGAUUUUACGAAUGAGGCAACAUUGUCGAAUUUCUGAAUGUUUUGCAGGAAAAUAUGGCACGUUAUUUUGCAUGACAGGAAACAUCGGCUGUUUUCAUAAUAUAAUGAAAUAAACAUUGCAUUAAUAUAUAUUUAUAUAUUUCAGCACCUCGAACAACACCGACACCUACUGCACAAGUCACUAGUAAGUUUUACGUGAACUUCCUUAUUUAUUUGGUGGAGAAGAACACGUUUACCGUCCCUGAGCCCAAACCCUCACCAGCACAAGUCUUAGAGUCCUUAAGGCACAUUUACAGUGCUUCGGUGCAUUCGUUCGUUCAUUGAUUAAAACUUGCUCUGUUAUAAAUGACUUCGUAAGGGUCUGGGAUAUAAUAAUACUAAUAAUAAUGGGUUUAGUACUCGGGUAAAUUACAUUACAUGACGCUACUUCGGACGGCUCCUUGCAAUGGAUGAACCAUACCGAAUCUUAGUUUGCAG